Anolis sagrei ordinatus is the source of this 3590-nucleotide messenger RNA. It is a transcript of the gene RUNDC3B, whose product is annotated as RUN domain containing 3B. Lineage: Eukaryota; Metazoa; Chordata; Lepidosauria; Squamata; Anolidae. The record is from RefSeq and is a predicted model, not a curated record.
GCCUCGCGAUUGGCUGGCCGGCCCGGUGCGCCGCAGUCCCGGCUGUGCAGCUGCUUUUUUCCUUUCCAGAGGCGAUUCCUGAGGUGCGGAUCAGCUGUUUUGAAGAGCGGAGGGAGGGCGGAAGAGGAAGAAGGCCCCCUCCCCUUUCCCUUGGCUUCUUUCCCUGAGGCGGCGCUGACGGAGGAGAGCGUCCUCUCCGUCUCCAUCUCCCGGAACAAAGGCACCUGCCUGCCUGCCCCUUUCUCCGCGGAGAGAUGGCGUCUUUCAACCUCGGGGGACUCCAUUCCUCCUCCUCCUCCUCCUCCCGGAGGAAAAGCGUCUAUUCCCGCAACGCCACCGUCGAGAGGCGGAACCUCAUCACCGUCUGCAGGUUUUCUAUCAAAACACUUAUUGAUCGAUCCUGUUUUGAAACUAUUGAUGAUUCUUCUCCUGAAUUCAACAAUUUUGCAGCCAUUCUGGAACAAAUUCUAAGCCAUCGCCUUAAAGGUCAAAUCAGUUGGUUUGGCUAUGAAAGCCCUCGUAGCUUCUGGGAUUAUAUCAAAGUGGCUUGCCGCAAGGUUUCACAUAACUGCAUCUGUAGCAUUGAAAAUAUGGAAAAUGUUGGUUCUUCAAGAGCUAAGGGAAGAGCAUGGAUCAGAGUAGCACUGAUGGAAAAGCACUUGUCCGAAUAUAUUUCAACAGCUUUGCGAGACUUCAAAACAACCAGAAGAUUCUAUGAAGAUGGAGCAAUUGUAUUGGGAGAAGAAGCAAACAUGCUUGCUGGUAUGUUGCUGGGACUCAAUGCUAUCGAUUUCAGCUUCUGCCUCAAGGGUGAAGGUUUGGACGGUAACUAUCCAGCUGUGAUAGACUACACACCAUACCUGAAAUUCACCCAAAGUUCUGAUAGCAUCAGUAGUGAUGAGGAAGAGCUAAGAACACUGGGCAGCAGUGGCAGUGAAAGCAGCACACCAGAAAAUAUUGGUCCUCCAUUCAACAUGGAUGAGAACACUUGGUACAACAAAUGCAAACGGGUUGAACAAAAAUACCGACUUACACUGGAACAAAAGGGUUAUCUAGAAGAGCUAGUACGCCUUAGAGAGACUCAGCUGGCUGAAUCCAUCUCUCAGAAGAAGCUAUUACGGCAGAAGAUAGAAGCUAUGAAUAUGGCCCAUAAAACAGAAAAAGAGCAACUAGAAUACAUCAUUGUGGAACUGCAGGAUCAACUAACUGUGCUAAAGAAUAAUGAUUUAAGAUCAAGACAAGAAUUAACUACCCAUCUCACCAAUCAGUGGCCUUCCCCAGGAGUUCUGGAUGUUAAUGCUGUUGCCUUGGAUACGCUACUUUAUCGAAAACAAAAUAAGCAAUGGGAUGAAAAGAGCUUUCACAGCCUGGACCAGCUCUCAGCUGAUGUUAGCCUAUCUCAAACAUCUCUGGAUCCAAGCCAUUCACAAGAUGAAGAUAUAAAACAGAGUGGACUGAAUUCACUUAGUGAAGGAAAAGAAGACACCCCUUCAUUACUUGGCCUCUGUGGUUCUCUGACUUCAGUAGCAAGCUACAAAUCUUUAACAAGUUUGAAAUCAAGUGAAUAUCUCGCAAGCCCUACGACAGAGAUGACAAGUCCUGGACUAACUCCUUCUUGAGCAGAUAUACGCAGAGAAGGCCAUUUGUGUUUGCAUUCAGUUGGCAUGCCUGGAUUUAUCAACUGUCAAGGCUCACAGAAAGUCAACUCAGCUUUAACUAAAAUGCUACCUGUCUUUUUUUUGUUUUUGUUUUGUUUUUUUGCAGUUAUCUUGGAAAGGAACAUUCUUAGGUAUGCAUUUGUUGACUGCUUAAUAAUAUCUAGUCUCCUGUUGAAUGUAUUGUACAAUUAAGAUUAAGAAUCUCCUAAGCAAGGAUGGACAUAAUUAUUUUAAGUCCUGGAAUUUGUCUUUUGUGUAAGACUUACUGAUACUCAUAUUGAUGUCCAAAGGACUUUACUGUACUUUUCUAAGGUAUGCCAGUGAUGACUUGAAAAUGGAUGUGUUUGAAUUUACUGAAAAAGCAAAAAUAUUGUGUGCUAUUAUGAUGAAUUUAAAGAUGAAACUAGAACAAUGGCAACCAUUAGUUCUACAUAAAUUUUCCCACUAUACUGUACAGCUGUUUUAAUUUUUGUUGGGUCAAUGAAUUAUUAUUGUCAUCAGCAUCAUACUCCUAUUUAGCACCUUGAUGUAAGCCCUCCACAAGCAUAAAGGGGCAUACUGGUGGCAGAGGUAUCAGUGCACGUGUAAGACCAGCCUUCAAAGCUUACUGUGCAUAUAACUGCUUCUAAGACUUCCAUGUUUUAAGUCUGAAGUUAUUAAUAGGGCCAUGUUCCAUAUCACAGUAGCUCUGUAAAUGUGUUCAACAGAGUGCAGUUAUGGAGCCUUAUCCAAACCCACAAGCUCAGUGUGUUGGGUCUGGGAAGCUGCUGGCUGUGUAACUUACAUUCAGUGUGGAGAAUUACAUGCAGACCCACACUCCUGCUCCCAGUUUAUUCCUGCAGAGGCCUAUAGUGAACUCAUCUGCAAUAUUAAAAGGAAAAUUCAGAGAUGCCUUCCAAAUUGCUGACCUCAAACUAAAUCUUAAGUUAGAGGUUGGAAGUGUUUACUGAGGAAGACACAUAUCUCCAAACAGAAAAUGUCACAAUGGAUUUUUAUGUAAAAGUUUUUGUGAAAUACUUUGCAGACUUCUUUCUGCUUGCUUUGUAGUUAAAAAAACAAACAGGUACAACCUGUCCAGUUACAGUAAACUUUAUUUUAUUGUAAAACAUGCAAACAAUGUAUAUAUUUGUUUCAAGUUCUGCAGUUUAAUUUUUGAAGUGCAAUUCUCUUUACAGUGAAACUGCUAGCUCCUAGCCUUACUGGGAAUGGUUAUCUGUAGUAAUCACCAGGUUAUUUUGUGCAGAAGCAUUGAUACACAUAGGGCCUCUGAAACUGAUGACUUUAAAGAAAUACUUUACUGUGCCAAAGAAAUUUUACAUUUUGUUUACUAGUAUGUAAAAACAUCUGAGAAUCUUAAAAAUACAGCUAAAUUUGAGAUGGACAGUAUGAAGACAUACCAUUUUUUUCAUAGAGGUGUUUCUUGUAAACCUGCUAUAAAAUUUGAUUGGGGUGAUUAAGAGACAAAUUAGAAAUUUACUAUGUUAAAUAUGUGCUGUUUUAAAUUUUGAAACAAAGCAGCACUCUUGCUCUGCCAGAAUGUAUACACUGGCUACUUGGAACAUGCAUGUUAACAACAUUCAAAAGCACGAGAAACAAAACUAAUCUGUGCAGGUAAGCUUCCAGAAGUGUGUACAGUAAUAUUAGCAGGCUGUAUGUGAAAACUUUCUUGGGCUAAGAGGAUUACUUUGUUAUACCUGUUAUUAAUAGGUUGGCAAAGCUAUAAUGAAAGUCUUUUGGGGAACAUUUGUAAAGUCUAGAAUGUGUGUGUGUGUGUGUGAAACCAGGUGAUUUGAUAUUUGUGCAUGAAAAGGUAACUACUAUCUUGAUUUCCAAACCUUGCUAAACUUUGAGAAUUCAAAAUAAAGCAAAUUGUGAAUACUUAUUGCCCUGCUACAUCAAAUACUGCAUGUGCAUUAAAUUUUUUGUAUUAUU